AUGGAUGUGGAUGAGAUCCAAGUGGACUCUGAUGAUUCUCCAAUGGCCAAAGACAAUGAUUCCGCCAUGUCUGAAACUUCUGAUGUAGAGGUUGAAGACAGCGACGACGAUGCUGAGAUGAGAGACAGUACCGAUGGUGAUAUAAAUAUAGAUUCAAAGCCCAAAGUUCGCAAAGCUGAGGGCGUCAAGCAACGAAAGGCCGCUAAAGCAAACCAGAAAUCAACCUUUGACAAACAACGCAAAGAGCUCAAUUCUACUCGCGAAGCCGAUACUUUGAGACGGUACAAGUAUCUGAUUGGUCAGACUGAAGUAUUUGCACACUUUUUGAAUCUCAAGACAAAGGGCAUUGGUCUUGAGCCUUCUGAAGCGAAAGCCAAAGCAUCAUCAAAGGCAUCAUCCAAGUCUACCGACGCAUCUCACCGCCAUCGAAAGACUGAAAAGGAAGAGGAUGAAGAGUUGUUGCAGGGUGAUGAUGAGGACGUCAUGCAAGUUGUGUCUGUGUUUGAAGAGUCGCCGGCAUUCAUCCAAGGUGGCAUCAUGCGAGAUUAUCAACUGCAAGGUCUCAAUUGGCUCAUCUCGCUAUACGAGAAUGGUAUCAACGGUAUCCUCGCUGAUGAGAUGGGUCUCGGGAAAACGUUACAAACCAUCUCUCUUUUGGGCUACCUAAAGACUAUUCACGGUGUAGAAGGUCCGCAUUUAGUCGUAGUUCCCAAAACAACUCUUCAUAACUGGAUGAGCGAAUUCAAGAAAUGGUGCCCAGAGAUUGAUGCAUUCAUGUUUCAUGGAGACAAGGAGGGUCGAGCUGCUCUUGUCCAAGAUACUCUUCUUCCUGGGAAGUUUGGUGUUUGCGUAACAUCGUAUGAAAUGUGCUUACGUGAAAAGACCCACUUGAAGAAAUUCUCAUGGCAGUACAUUAUUAUCGAUGAAGCUCAUCGUAUCAAGAAUGAGAACUCUCUGUUAUCCCAAAUAGUACGAGAGUUUCCCUCUCGAAAUCGCCUCUUGAUUACCGGUACCCCUCUACAGAACAAUCUACAUGAGCUGUGGGCUCUCCUCAACUUUUUGCUUCCUGAUGUGUUCGAAAAGUCGGCAGACUUUGAUGCUUGGUUUGCCAAGCAAGGUGCUGACCAAGACAAGGUCGUAGCACAGCUUCAUAAAGUACUCCGUCCCUUCUUGCUUCGUCGAAUCAAGGCUGAUGUCGAGAAGAGCCUACUUCCAAAGAAACGUAUCAACUUGUAUGUUGGUAUGAGUUCUAUGCAACGACGUUGGUAUCAAAAGAUCCUGGAGAAGGAUAUUGAUGCCGUUAAUGGUGCAACUGGACGUGGUAGCAAGACACGAUUACAGAACAUUGUGAUGCAACUUCGCAAAUGUUGUAAUCACCCAUACCUGUUCGAUGGUGCUGAACCUGGACCACCAUACACGACAGAUCAGCACAUAGUUGAUAAUUCCGGUAAAAUGGCCAUUCUAGACAAACUGUUGGCUCGUAUGAAAUCAAAGGGAUCUCGAGUCUUGAUUUUCAGUCAAAUGAGUCGUGUUCUUGACAUCCUUGAGGAUUAUUGCUUCUGGCGUGGUUAUCAAUACUGUCGAAUCGAUGGUCAGACUGCACAUGAAGACCGUAUACGCAUGAUUGACGAUUACAAUGCUGAAGGAAGCGAAAAGUUCAUCUUUCUCUUGACAACUCGUGCUGGAGGUCUAGGUAUUAAUUUGGCCACAGCAGAUACUGUCGUCAUGUAUGACAAUGAUUGGAAUCCACAAGUUGACUUGCAAGCUGAAGAUCGAGCACACCGUAUUGGUCAAAAGAAACAAGUGGUGGUCUUUAGAUUCAUCACCGAAAACACUAUUGAUGAAAAAGUCAUUGAAAAAGCUACCCAAAAGCUUCGACUUGAUCAGCUAGUUAUACAGCAAGGUCGUGCUACAGUCAAACCUGGCAUGACUAAUGAAGAUUUGUUGUCUAUGAUUCAGCACGGUGCCGAAUCUAUAUUCAAGUCUGCUGAUAGUACUAUUGGCAAUGACGAUAUUGAAGAGAUUCUGAAGCGUGGUGAAGAGAAGACUGCUGAAUUGGAGGGUAAAUAUAAGGAUAUGGGAUUGGAUGAUUUACAAAAGUUCACCAUGGAGGCCAAGACUAUGGAAUGGGAGGGAGAAGAUUACGGAAAGCGUAAUGCUGUCAUCAACAAGACCUGGAUUGCACCAUCCAAGCGUCAAGCAAGGGCCAAAGAGUAUGAUGUAGAUGGUUAUUUCCGUCGUACUCUAGAGACUGGGGGCAAGAGACAUAUGCCAAAUCGACCCAAGACUGCUACAUCCAAAGUUGAAGACUAUAAAUUCUUCCCACGAGAAAUGGAAGACCUGCAAGAAAAAGAGACUCUGUUUGCCCAGAAAACUCAAGGCUUCAAAGUCCUCAGACGCACACCAGACGAAGGUGAAGUAAUAACGGAAGAAGAAUUGGAAAAAGAACGGGAAGAAGAGCAAGCCAAGGUUGAUGAAGCUGAAGAUUUAACUGAUGAAGAAAAGGUUCAAUUGGCUGAGCUCAAGAGUCAGGCUUUCAAUGAUUGGAAUCGAAGAGACUUCCAGUUGUUUACCAAAGCUAAUGAGAAGUAUGGUCGCAAGAACUUGGAAGCCAUUGCCAGAGAUAUCGAAGGCAAGACACUUGAACAAGUUACUGCGUAUGCCAAGACAUUCUGGGAGAGAUGUGAAGAACUCAUAGAAUGGGAACGUAUCAAAGGCAAUAUUGAGAAGGGCGAAGGGAAGAUCCAAAAGACUAUUGAGGUUCAACAAGCCUUGCGGGACAAGGUUGCAAGUUACCGCGAACCUUUACUUCAAAUGAAACUUCAAUAUGGUACUAGCAAGGGCAAGAACUUUAAUGAGGAGGAAGAUCGUUUCCUGGUCGUCAUGUUGGAACGAUUUGGAUACGGGACGGAUGAUGCAUACGAAAAGAUCAAACAAGAACUGAAGAAAUCUCCCAUGUUCCGAUUUGAUUGGUUUGUCAAAUCACGUACUGUUGCAGAAGUCCAACGUCGUUGUGGUAGUUUGAUUACCAUGAUUCAAAAGGAAUUAGACGAACCCAACAAGGCUGGUGGUGAUGCUAGUGCUCCUGCUGGUCCUACUGCUACAGCUGGUGAAGAAGAGGUCAAGGAAGAAAAGAAGGAUACAAAGGGGAAGCGAAAAGCUAAAGAGCCUGCAGCCCCACUUCCAGAUGUGGCUACUACUGCAACCAAGAAGCGCAAAAAGGCUUAG
Molecule: messenger RNA, 3228 nt
Organism: Synchytrium microbalum
Lineage: Eukaryota; Fungi; Chytridiomycota; Chytridiomycetes; Synchytriales; Synchytriaceae
Exons: 19
Coding region: 1-3228 (1075 amino acids)
Biological process (GO): nucleosome organization; regulation of transcription by RNA polymerase II
Cellular component (GO): chromatin; nucleus
Molecular function (GO): ATP binding; ATP hydrolysis activity; DNA binding
Source: RefSeq, a predicted model, not a curated record